Vigna unguiculata (cowpea) is the source of this 503-nucleotide messenger RNA. Its product is annotated as DNA repair protein RAD50-like. Gene Ontology annotation, biological process: telomere maintenance via recombination; chromosome organization involved in meiotic cell cycle; telomere maintenance via telomerase. Gene Ontology annotation, molecular function: double-stranded telomeric DNA binding; single-stranded telomeric DNA binding; G-quadruplex DNA binding. The record is from RefSeq and is a predicted model, not a curated record. Lineage: Eukaryota; Viridiplantae; Streptophyta; Magnoliopsida; Fabales; Fabaceae. Gene Ontology annotation, cellular component: condensed nuclear chromosome; Mre11 complex.
UGAUUUGAAUUAAAGAGGCGAGAAGAAAGGUGCAGAGGGUAGUAGUUUACAUGGAAUGAGUAGAAGAGGAGAGUGAGUGAGCAAAGGAGGGAGAAAAUGAGCACCGUUGAUAAAAUGCUGAUCAAGGGCAUCCGGAGUUUCGACCCGGAGAACAAGAACGUCAUCACCUUCUUCAAACCCUUAACCCUAAUCGUUGGUCCCAACGGUGCCGGCAAGACCACCAUCAUCGAGUGUUUGAAGCUUUCUUGCACCGGCGAGUUGCCUCCUAACGCCAGGUCUGGCCACAGUUUCAUCCACGACCCCAAGAUACACCAAGGCAUUGGAAGUUAUAAAGAAACUUCACAAGGAGCAGGCUCAAGAGAUAAAGACUUACAAGCUCAAACUGGAACAUCUUCAAACUCUCAAAGAUGCUGCCUAUAAGACCAAGUUUGAUGAAAGGAUUGCAUUUUUAGAAGCAAAGAUAAGAAAGUUGAAAAGAGAAUCGGAUGAUGCUACUGAGAAAG